GCAGCCAUCAGCUGUUAUAUGUCAAAAAACACCAAAAAACUCCUUUGCUACUGUUUAUCGAUAUAAUUUUAGAGAAUAGUUAGAAUUUCUUGCUAAUUUUAUUGAAAUAAACAAACCAACAUGAGCUCUGGGUUUAUUAGCGAAGCUCAGCUUGCUGAAACACGUAAAAGACGGCAAGAAGAAUGGGAAAAAGUGCGAAAACCCAGCGAUCCCAUAGAACGCCCGGAAGAACCUAUCGACAACCGAAGUUUAUUUGAACGAUUACAAGAACAGAAACAGAAAAAGGAUUUAGAGUAUGAAGAAGCACACAAGCUUAAGAAUAUGAUAAAAGGUUUGGAUGACGACGAAAUAGAGUUUCUAGACCUGGUGGACCGAACAAAAUUAGCAGCAGACAGGAAGAAGGAAAUCGAAGAAGAAAAAGAACUAAACGAUUAUCGAAAUAGGGUUGCCAUUCUUCAAGAGAAAAGUUUAGACGAGCGAUUACAAGCGGAAAUUGCUGUAACCAAACCAAAAGUGACUUCAGGGUCGGGUAAACUGAACCAGCAGAAGCUAUUAAAGGGUGUUGUGAUAAAAAAAUCGGAGUCAGUAAAAAGGAAAAUGAGUGCUGAAGGUAAUAAUGAGGAUAAUGGCGACAAAGAACAGCAGCCUUGUAACAAGCAACAGAAGGUUUCUAGCAAUGUUUCAGCACAAGGGGAUGCGAGUAAUGAUAGUCAGGGUGGUAAUGUUAAUGGAUCGGCUUUAAAAUGUGUUGCAAUUCUUCCAGGUUUGGGUUGUUAUGAUGAUUCGUCUUCUGAUGAAGACAGUUCAGCCUCAGAUAAUUCGGAAAUUGAGAGCCGAUCAAGGAUGGACUUGCUUGGUAGGAAAAUAAUCGAAAUUACAAAAGUUGAAGAGCCAAAAAAGUGAUCGGUAUCAUCUUUCUGUUCUUCUAAAAAGUCUGUUUUUUCGAUGUAAACCACUCUGUAAAUAUUUACUCUUUUAGAUGUAGAAAUUUUUUUAAUGUAUUCAGUUUACAUAAAUCAAUGUUUACAAAAUUAAAAUAAACAGGAAUAGUCGAUUUCCGAAAGUUUAUAUAAAUAUAUUUGUUUUUUUUCCAGGUCAUUGAGAAAUUUUUUCACUGUAUCUAGUUUAUGUAAAUAAAUGUUGGUAAAUUGGUAAAAAAA
Molecule: messenger RNA, 1160 nt
Organism: Sitophilus oryzae (rice weevil)
Lineage: Eukaryota; Metazoa; Arthropoda; Insecta; Coleoptera; Curculionidae
Product: PSME3-interacting protein
Exons: 4
Coding region: 121-903 (260 amino acids)
Cellular component (GO): nucleus
Source: RefSeq, a predicted model, not a curated record